This is a messenger RNA of Ambispora leptoticha, 214 nucleotides long. Lineage: Eukaryota; Fungi; Glomeromycota; Glomeromycetes; Archaeosporales; Ambisporaceae. The record is from the annotation of a GenBank genome assembly.
ACGAAGAAGCAAAUUCUGCAUCAACGAUAAAUGCACAAAAUGAAGAAAUUACUCGACUUGCUUUAAUUAACACACGAUACAAAAAAGAGGUUCAAAAAUUAAAUGAGAAAAUACAAAAACAAGCCACGCAAGAGAAGAAAAUGGCGUCAACGAUGAAUCAAGAAAUCACUCGACUUGAUUUAAUUAACACACAAUACAAAAAAGAGAUUCAACA